Xenia sp. Carnegie-2017 is the source of this 657-nucleotide messenger RNA. RefSeq names its product huntingtin-interacting protein K-like. Lineage: Eukaryota; Metazoa; Cnidaria; Anthozoa; Malacalcyonacea; Xeniidae. The transcript is spliced from 4 exons. Gene Ontology annotation, biological process: protein stabilization; negative regulation of apoptotic process. Bases 11 to 322 code for a protein of 103 amino acids. The record is from RefSeq and is a predicted model, not a curated record.
UAUUUUCAAUAUGACUGCCGCAGCCGAAGAAGUGGCUAAUAAUAAUCCUUUGAGUAAAACUUUUGACAGCAAAGCCAGUGCCGAUCUAGAGAGAGUAACUGAUUACGAAGAAGACAAAGAAAUAAGUCCAGUCAAUAUUAGAAGUGUUAUUGAACUCAUUUUUGUAAUCUUUAGAGAGAAAGAACUGGCAAAGGUUUCUAUAAAAAAAGAGGAUGUUGUUUUGAUCAUGAAAGAAAUGGAGAUCUCUAAAUCAGAAGCAGAAUGGAGUCUGAGAAGUAAUGGCGGUGACGUAGUCAGAGCUUUGAUAUCAUUGACAAACUAGGAAAGGUUUUGUAUUUAAUCUUAUGUGUGCUAGUAUUGCAAAGGUAAAUGAUAAGGCUUGUGACGGAGAAACUAUGAAACUCUGCAUUUGAAACCAUGGAAAUCAUUUGAUGUAAUAUUUAUCUUUUUCAAAAUGAAUUUGUGCGCAUUUGCAUUGCGAACCAUUCAUGUUUAAAAAUUUUGUUUUGUUUUUUUCUUAAAUCAAAUCCAACUGAUGAUUUCAAGUGAUUUAAUGUGCGUGAUGGUUAUUUAUUCACUGAAAUGUACAUUUUUUGUUUUGUUGCAUUUUCACGAAAUUGUCAUAGAUGAUUUCCUCAUUAAAACUUUAUCUCUAUA